CUUCACCGCCACGUCUCCAUCACCACGACAGGAAAAUCUCGCUGAUUACAGCUUCCAACACCACGAUAAUGCUAAUAAAAGAAUGGGGAAGCCACUGCAAUUCAGCGACUCGCUGCAUGAACAAGGGCAGUCUGAAUUCGCGUCAACAAAUCAAGAGAAAAUUCGAGUUCCAGGAUUCGUGCCAGUUACAAGCAUUUGGAAUCAUCAUUUGCAAUUUGUACCUGAAAAUUCGCAAGUACCAGUCGAGAGUGUAAACAGAAGUAUGGCCCUUCAUUUUCGGGGUAAGCCUCUAAAUUUUGUCACCGAAGAGAAGAAAAAUAAAACCAAUAUCAGCCCUAUUGGAGGGAUCGGAAACCCUGGACUACGUGGUGUUCCAGUCAGUCUUGGAAACUUCAACUCUUACCGCGUUCCUUCAGAAAACAUGACCAUCACAUCGGAUUCCAUUAAUGGUGGCGGGGAAGUUGACGUACGACAACAAUAUCCUUUUAAAGUUAGGGGCUCUUUUAAUACUAGCAGCAGCAACAGUCAAAAGUUUGUAUCGACCAAGAAUCAAACCCGGUCCCAGUACCCUGCUGUCUCGCAUAUGCCACAGAGUUCUUCAGCUUUCGAGGGCAUCAAGAUGUGGAAUUAUGCAUCAGAUGAUGUGGCAGACGCAAGCCCGUCAUUACAACCGCCUAAAACUAUCAACCAGCUACCUCAUGUGAUGCAACAAUCUAUUACUGCAGAUCCUAACGAGCAAGACUACUUUUCCUUGUUGACUAGUUCUCCAGUGCCCUCUGAUUCUCUUUUCCCAUCUACCUUCGGCUCUCGACCGUUAUAUUCCGAGACUCAGUCCAGUUCUCCAAGCCCUACACCAUUAUCUUUCCCAACAGAUCCAUCCUAUAGUCCCAUACAGCUUCUUCAACAGUAUUAUCAAUAUUUUGAAGACAGUGAUCAAUCGAACUUUUAUGAGGAAGAGUAUCCUCUAAAUGACUCAUUAACACCAGAGGGAAGUCUUGAAAAUAUGCCAAACUAUUUCGGUGAUGCUGCUUAUGUACCAGCUUUUGAUAGCCCCCAAAGCCCCGCGGAGACUUCAGCAAGUUCUCCUAGGGUCCCCCUGCCUCCAGCACCCCCGUCCUCGGACCUCGUUCUCAGCUCCGCCCCCACCACCAGCGCCUCCGGCUGCCUAGCCACCACUCUCUGUUCGUUGGUUGUAGCUGCCGCCCUUGCAAUCGGGGCCACAUCUGCCGUUGCCAUUCCCUUUUUAGGGCGCCGAAGGAGAAAUGUUGAUCACAUCAUUCUGUCUCAAGACAAUGCGCAUGAAUUUGUUAAUUAUAUAAACUACAUAAAGACUGGUACGCUGAAUAAUCCCGGAUCAGAAAACUUUUUCCGAGCUUUACAUGACCCAGCUGAUAAUUCGACGAGAAAAAUAUUUAGAAAGCUUGAACAAUUCAUAAUCAGAAACAAAGAUAAGCUUCUGAACAUUUCCAUUCAAGAAAUACAAUUAAACGAACACAUUCCCAUCCCCAAAGAUAUUUUGGAGAGCAUCAAUAAGAUCAACGUGGAGUCAGUUAAUGAUCCUGGCAAGACAGAUAGAGGGGAGAGUGAGGAAGACCACACACGUACCGGGGAUACAGCUUACAGCCCUGGGGACAUGUCUCCACUCCUCCCUGAUGGUAUACAUGCCUCAGCAAUGUCUUCAAAACUAUCAGAUGCAAAAGAAGAAUUAGAAGAUUCUAAUUCGCAAUAUGGACAUGAUACAGAGUACAACAUCAUCUUACAGCACGAAGAACACUCAGCAGAUGUAGACGCGAGACCAUUCACCGGAAACUACCAUACCUCUUACUACAAUCCAUUCUACGGUCGGCCGGGAUCAACCGUGGUUGGACCCAACGGUAGACCGUAUGCCAGCAACUAUCUUCAUCCUCUUCAACCUGUCAACACUCAGCGUUCUCAGGGCACGCCAGUGUUACGACAUCCACCUCGUGAUCGGUAUCCAUCCCGUAAACCCGGCUAUCCAUAUCCUCCAGCCCACAAACAUGGAAGUUUGGACGCGGACAUCCGGCUGGUGGCGCAGGGAGAGGGGACAGGAGGACAUGGCGGGUCACCGUGGCGGGACAGGGCGGGCUUCUACCGCACCGUGUGUGGUGCUCUUCACCACACUCACACACCUCACAACGAGAUCACAAAGUUCAUUGCCAGCAAGUGCAAUAUUCUCCAGAAUGCGGGGGUCAUCUAACUCAUCGUCAAAUGAUUCAAUCUUAUGAUCAUCAAAUAAAGGCGAUGAGUCGAUGGCAAAAGGAUGGAUGUACAGUGUAUAAUACCUAAACUAAACCUGUUUACUGCAGUGUUCUGCUUCCGGCUGUGGAUUAAUCU
Messenger RNA from Procambarus clarkii (red swamp crayfish), 2355 nucleotides. RefSeq lists its product as uncharacterized. The record is from RefSeq and is a predicted model, not a curated record. Lineage: Eukaryota; Metazoa; Arthropoda; Malacostraca; Decapoda; Cambaridae.